Penicillium malachiteum is the source of this 747-nucleotide messenger RNA. RefSeq lists its product as uncharacterized. The record is from RefSeq and is a predicted model, not a curated record. The coding region runs from base 1 to 747 and encodes 248 amino acids. Gene Ontology annotation, cellular component: membrane. The transcript has 3 exons. NCBI's taxonomy places the organism in Eukaryota, Fungi, Ascomycota, Eurotiomycetes, Eurotiales, Aspergillaceae.
AUGAGCGAGUGGAGAAGACCUGUGUCAUUUAUACUGCUAGUGCUGGCUAGACUCUCAUGGUCGCGCACUGUAUCCUACUACCUCCCCAUUCCGACCUGGAUCCCAGCUGUAGCGACCAUAGUAUCACCAGUUCUUGGCCUCAUACUCGGUGUUCUCUCCACAUGGGUCUUGAAAUCAGCCAGCCAACGUGAUUUCGAAAUCUGGGGUAUCGGCAUCCAGCGAGUCCUUUCCGCCUUGAAUCAGCUACACACCAUACUAUCCACUAUCCUCGCAACACUAGCACUCGCAUAUCUCUACCCCGAGCAACUAUCAACCUGCAAUAUUGAACAACAAUGGCAAUCUAUGUUCAAGGCUAAGAAUGCGGAUGCCAUUCGAACAAUUCAAGAUUCUUUCCAGUGUUGUGGUCUACGGAGUACCCGUGAUCGGGCAUGGCCAUUCAAGGAUCGUACACAUGGUGAUAACUCUUGUGAGCUACAGCUUGGCUACACACGGAGCUGUUUAACGCCAUGGAGAGGACAGCAGCAGACAGCUUCGUGGAUGAUUUUCGCUGCGGCUCUUUUAAUCGUGGCUCUGAAGAUUGGAAUCGCAUCUUGGAGUAGUCGACGAUCUAGCUGGUUGAACACUACAUUCUCCUCGAACGAGUCACAGGACUAUCGCAGGAUCACAAAUGAGGAAACUGUCAAUACCGAGUCGGAGGCUAAUGCGAGAACUCUGGAUCCUUUCGCUGAAAAUACCUGGAGGGAGUGA